AUGCCUAAAUAUAAUUCUAUAAUUUCACGUGCAGUGAAUAUUGUUGCUCAAAAAUUAGCUGGUAUGAAUCCAGAUAUAAUAACUCGUUUUACAAAGAUUUUAAGUGAAGAAGCUCGAAUAAUUUAUGAAGAACUUCUAUAUAGUGGUCAAAAUGUUGAUGUAGAUAUUUUAGCUGCAAGAUUAGAUGGAAUUCUAAAACGAAUGAAAUAUGAACUUCGUAAUAAGGAUCCUGAUCCAUCACCAUAUGAAUUUCCUAUUUUCAAUGUAUCAUAUAAUCCGUAUGAACCUAAUCCUAAACCAAUCAAUCAUCUAUAUAAUAAACAUUAUAAAAAAGUGUCCUCAAAUUUUAUUAAACCAAAUCAACGAACAUAUCCAACUUCACAACAAAAUUUUGAAUCAAUACAAACAACACAUCCAAAUUCAUCAUUAUAUCAAGUUUAUCAACAACAACAACAACAACCAAUUAUUGAUUGGCAUUCUUUAGAACCACCUAUAACAUAUUAUCAAAAACCAAUAACAUCAAUUGAUAAAUCAUCUACUAUAUAUCGUUCAUCAACAGGUGAUAAUAUACGUUCACGUUCAUUAUCACGUUCAACUAGUGAUAGUGAAUUAAAUUAUUCUGUACAUUCAAAUUUUCAAACUCAUCAAACUUCAACAAAAUCAAAUCAUAAAUCGAAUACUAAUGAGAAAAAAUUAAUAACAACAAAACGAAUAUAUACUUCACCAAAUACUGUUAUAGGCUCUCAAACAAUCAAAGAUUUAUUUCAAGUUAUAAACAAUGAAAAAUCUACACUUUCACCAUCAACAUCAACAACUACACGUGUUAUUAUUAUCGAUCGAUAUGAUCCAAAUUCAUCAAAUAAUAAUCAAUCGAAAAAUAAAAAAGAAUUAUUAAAUACAUCAACAUCAAAAACAUCUACUACUGUUUCAACUAGACCUUCAACAGAUUAUGUAAUGCAACAGUCGACUUAUUACAAUCCACGACAGCCGGUUAUGUAUACGUCAAUGCCAAAUAAUAUCUAUUCAACUAGAGCAUCCUAUGUUACUAACACAUCUGGAUAUUAUCCAUUAGUAUACUAUCGAUAG
This is a messenger RNA of Rotaria sordida, 1086 nucleotides long. The record is from the annotation of a GenBank genome assembly. Lineage: Eukaryota; Metazoa; Rotifera; Eurotatoria; Philodinida; Philodinidae.